Molecule: messenger RNA, 1986 nt
Organism: Lachancea fermentati
Lineage: Eukaryota; Fungi; Ascomycota; Saccharomycetes; Saccharomycetales; Saccharomycetaceae
Source: the annotation of a GenBank genome assembly
AUGGCUCCCGUAAAGACCCAAAAACUAGGAAAGAAACACUCUUUGGCUUCCAAAGAUAAGAAAGUCACUAAGAAAGCAAAGAUAUCUGUCGAUUCCUCUGAGGAAGACAGUAUUAGUGGGUCGUCAUCGUCAGAUGAAGAUGAAUUGGACGAAAUCCUUUCUAACAGUGAAUCUGAAGAAGAUGAAUUGGACCAAUCCUCUGAAGAAGAUGAACUAGACAAUGAAUCAGGAGAUGAAAGUGAGUCAGAAGGUGCAGAUGAAGACGAAAACGCUGAGGAAAAGAGCGCUGAUGGGGCUGCCGCCACACCUGGCCAACAUGCCGAACAACGUAAGCUACUAAAGGAGAGAAAGAUGCAACGUAAGUCAGGAAGUGAAGUACAACAGAUCAAGUCUCUAUGGGAAAGACUUCGUGUGAAAAACCCACCAAUGCCAAAGGCUGUCCGCGAGAAGCUCUCAAACGAGAUCUGGGAUCUUUCGAAGGACUGCAUCAGUGAUUUGGUAUUGAAGCAUGAUGCCUCACGUGUGGUGCAAACCCUCGUGAAGUACUCGUCAAGAGAACGCCGUGACCAGAUUGUGAACUCUUUGAAGGGCAAGUUUUAUCUACUCGCAACCUCGUCUUACGGGAAAUAUUUGCUUGUCAAGCUCUUGCACUACGGGUCGAAGCAAUCGAGACAACUUAUCAUCGAUGAACUCCAUGGAUCGCUAAGAAAAUUAAUGAGACACCGUGAAGGUGCCUACGUCGUUGAGGACUUGUUCGUGUUGUAUGCGUCUCAUGAGCAAAGACAACAAAUGAUUAGAGAAUUCUGGGGGUCCGAAUAUGCAGUUUUUAGAGAAACCCACAAGGAUUUAACUCUUGAACAAGUGUGUGAGAGUAGCGUGGAAAAAAGGAAUAUCAUUGCAAGAAAUUUGAUUGGUACCAUUACCGCUUCUGUCGAAAAGGGUUCUGCAGGUUUCCAAAUUUUACAUGCUGCCAUGAGAGAGUAUGUGAAAAUUGCUAAUGAGAAGGAAACCUCUGAAUUUAUUGAACUUCUCCAGGAAAAUUUCGCUGACUUGGUACAUACUCCUGAGGGUGCAGACGUUGCUUCCACUCUUAUUGCUAAGGCCAACGCAAAGGAAAGAAAAGUUAUUAUUAGAAAUUUGAAAGAUCAUGCUGAUAAAUUGAUCAAGAAUGAGCAUGGUAAUUUGGUUUUCAUCACUGCAUUGCUAUGUGUUGAUGAUACAGUGAUGAUGUUCAAGUCGUUCGGUCCAACAGUGAAGGAGAAUUUGAAGGAUUUUAUCGUUGAUAAAUACGGAAGAAGACCAUUCCUUUACAUUCUCCUAGGACUUGAUGGUAAAUAUUUUUCGCCAAUUGUUAAAAAGGAUCUCCAAAGAUAUAUCGAAUACUCCCAGGCUACAUCUAAGAAGCCCGCUCUUCAAAGAAGAAAGGAACUUCUCAAUAAAUUUGCACCAAUAUUUCUAAGCACCAUAGCAACCAAUUAUGAUGAAAUCUUGUCUGAAAACCUGGGCUGCCAAUUUGUUGCCGAAGUUCUAUUGAAUGAUGACCUUUACGAGCAAUUGUCCGAAAAAGAUGUCGAGCGUUUUCAAAAUGUGAUAGAUUCUACCAUUACAUUCUUCAAAGGUGAUCCUUCAGAGGAAGAACACCCUAUCAACAACAAACCUUUCUCAGUACGUUUACUAAAAUCCUUGAUACAAGGUGGUAAAUGGAAUGCAAAAGAAAGAAAAAUUGAACCCUGCAAGCAUGUUAAGGGACUAGGUGAAUCUUUUGCUCAAAAGUUUUACGAUGAAAUUAUUAGUUUAAGAAAUCUUUUGGGGUGGAUCAACAAUGAAAAUAGCUCUUUUACGAUCGUUGCCAUCUAUGAAACCUUAUCUAAAGCAAAUUCCAAGGACUUUUUGAAAGAUUUGAAGAGUUUGUCAAAAUCGAUUGACAGAGGCAAUGAGAAAAACAAAGGUGCACAGCUUUUGCUUAAGUUAAUGGCUUCUAAAUAG